Molecule: messenger RNA, 2977 nt
Organism: Schistosoma haematobium
Lineage: Eukaryota; Metazoa; Platyhelminthes; Trematoda; Strigeidida; Schistosomatidae
Exons: 12
Coding region: 749-2386 (545 amino acids)
Biological process (GO): GMP biosynthetic process
Cellular component (GO): cytosol
Molecular function (GO): GMP synthase activity; GMP synthase (glutamine-hydrolyzing) activity; ATP binding
Source: RefSeq, a predicted model, not a curated record
GGACAUUGGAUAGUUGUGCCGUAUUGGAAGUUGGCGCUACCCAGUCCGUACGGUAGGGAUGGAAAAGAUUGCAAUUCUAGAUGCAGGUGCCCAAUAUGGAAAGGUUAUCGACCGACGCGUUCGGGAGCUCUCUGUUUUUUCUGAGAUGUUGCCCAUCAACACUCCUCUCGAAACGCUUAUAAAAGCUGAUUACAAGUAGUGUCUUACCAUAUUCCUUCUAUUGCUAUGUAGGGCUUUCAUAAUCUCAGGUAGCCCUGACUCAGUCUACCAGUCUAUGAGUUGCACAUGUGAUCCCAAACUUUUUGACGCAAACAUUCCUAUUCUGGGGAUUUGUUAUGGAAUGCAAGUAUGUUGGCGAAUGUUUUGUUCCUAUAGAGUCUAGCUUAUCAACAAAGUCUUUGGUGGCCAAGUGAUGGAGGGCGACACUCGGCAAGAUGGCGCAUUUCAAAUUGACUGUGACACAACUUCUCCAUUAUUUGAAGGAUUAUCAAAACAGGAGCAUGUAUUGUUCACCCAUGGAGAUCACUGCAUCACUGCUGCAACAGGAUUUAAAGUCAUAGCCAAGUCUAGUUCCAACAUAGCUGGUUAGUUUGUUUCAUUUAUAUUUAUUUACCGUUCAGGUAUCGCAAAUGAUGACAAACGACUUUACGGAGUUCAGUUUCAUCCUGAGGUGGAUCUCAGUACAUGUGGCUUAAGAAUUUUAAGGAAUUUUUUGUUCAAUAUAUGUAACCUGAAGGGAGAUUUUAAAAUGAGUGAUAGAGUAGAAUUGUGCAUUUCCAAAAUACGUGAAGCUGUCGGUCAAAAUAAAAUUUUGAUUUUACUGAGUGGUGGUGUCGACUCCACUGUAUGUGCAGCCUUGCUAUCAAAAACUUUGGAUCCAUCUCAAAUUAUUGCUGUUCACAUUGACAAUGGUUUCCUAAGAAAAAACGAAUCUUUAAGAGUGAUAGAAUCAUUAAAGUCAUUGGGAAUUAAAGUUCAUCUGAUCAAUGCAGGCCUUCGAUUCCUAUCAGGGACUACAAUGCUACACGUCGAUGUAAUGACGGAGGCUUUGGCACCUGCUUCCGUCAGUCCUACUAAAGCACAGUCUGAUUCUGGAAUAAGCUCAGGAACAUCGGACGAGACAUCAGAUCCAAAUACUAAAGAGUGCAGAUCGACGUUAGAUUCAAUGGCAUACUCUCAAACUACGGAUACAUCUAACGCUAAAAGACAGUCACAUGUCAGUGGUGGUGGAAUUCACCCACAUGUAGAAUCAAGAAACAUUCCUAUUGGACCUCUUAGAACAGUUACUAUUUUCCCUGAAGAUAAACGACAAAUUAUUGGUGAUACUUUUGUGCGUGUUGCCCAAGAAGUAUGGACUGAACUUCAGUUAGAUCCUAGUAGUUUAAUGCUCUGCCAAGGAACAUUGAGGCCUGAUCUAAUCGAAUCUGCAUCUCAUUUAGCUAGUCAACGAGCAGAUACAAUUAAGACUCAUCAUAAUACAACCACACUGGUCCAGAUUUUACAGAAGCAGGGUCGGGUUGUUGAACCACUUUCAGAUUUCCAUAAGGAUGAAGUUAGACAGAUUGGUAGACAACUUGGACUUCCAGAGGCUAUUGUCAACCGACAUCCUUUUCCUGGUCCAGGUUUAGCAGUUAGAAUCUUAUGUGCUGCAGAACCAUAUAUUGAACGAGAUUUUUCGGAGACAACAAGUCUUAUAAAAAUGAUCUCUGGAUAUCAUCAAAUGUCGCAAAAGCCUCAUGCACUUUUAAACAAGAUCAAUGCUGCUGCUAGACCUGAAGAACAACAACGUUUAUCAAAAAUUACAGCAAAUCGGUCUCUAGCCGCCUAUGUUCUACCUAUUCGUUCAGUCGGAGUGCAAGGUGAUCAUCGUACUUAUAGUUAUGCUUGUGCUUUAUCUAGUUCAACUGCUCCAGAUUGGGAUGCCCUUUCGUUUUUAGCUAAUUUAAUUCCUAGGAUAUGCCAUAAUAUCAAUCGCAUAGUAUAUAUAUUAGGACCACAAGUUGUUCAUCCAGUAAAUGAUAUUACAAUUACUUACCUUCGAGAACCUGUUAUCGAUACUCUCCGAGAAGUCGAUGAUAGGGUUAUGUCAGUACUUCAAAACAAUGGUUGUAUGAACAACGUUGAUCAAAUGCCAGUUGUUCUUAUACCGAUUCAUUUUGACCGUGAUCCAAGUCAAGUAGUAUCUGUUCCUUCUAUUUUACGGUCAGUUGUACUCAGACCUGUGAAAUCAGCUGAUUUCAUGACUUGUAUUGCUGCUGUUCCCGGUGUUCAUAUUCCAGAAGAUGUUGUUUACAAAAUGCAGAAAGCAGCUGAAGAAGUACCUGGAAUAUCUCGAGUUUUAUACGAUCUUACUUCGAAACCACCAGCAACUAUUGAAUGGGAGUAAUUAGUAAUAUUAUUCUCUUAGUUUAUGUGUGUAUGUGUCCAUUCUGUGUCUUUACAAUUUCUUCAAGAGAUUAUCCUCUAAUUUCUUUAUACCUGCACAGUUAGCAUCAUAGUAACAAAGUGAAUUUCUCGAUCAUGCGUUUAUGACACUUUUGUUGUUAUACAAUACAUUUUCGUUUGAGCUUAUUUCAAUUCUCUACCAAUAAUGAAUAUAAAAAGUCUCACUGUAUAACCUGUUUUUUUGUUCUCGAAAAUCCUGCUUUGUUUCUAUUCUUCAUUCAUUAAAUGUAUAAGAUUUGCUGAUUGAUAAAGUUGACUUGUUUUUUUUUUAAAAAGAUAUAGGUACCUAAGUUGUUCAGUUGAAGGCUCUUACAUUUUGUCAUAUAUCAUGUGCAGUGUUUUUGUACACAUGUAUGGAUCAGGAUCGUUAACACAUUAAUUACAAUUAAUAUAUAAAUCAGUAUUGCUUUAUUCUGGAUGAUAAAGUAAAUUUUAUGUGGAAGCUUCCUGUUCAGUGUUUAUAUUUUGAAUUAAGUUAUAAGAACGUUAUCUAAACGCAAAAUGUUUUCUUCAAAUAAACCAUAUAUUAUGC